UUGCAGUUUGAGCUCAGUUCCGGGCCGGGCCGUGCCUUUGCCGCUCUCAUCCGCUCGGCCCCUAGCAGCGCGGAACUACAAGUUCCAGGGUCUCUCGCGGCCACCGUAGUCAAGUGGCCGGUGGAAUUGGCCCAGGAUGACAGCUGGAGAAUGGAGUCAGUUUUAUCCAAGUAUGAAAACCAGAAUACUAUUUUCUCUGACUACCUAGAAGAAUUUCCAGAUACUGAUGAGCUGGUAUGGAUCUUGGGGAAACAGCAUCUGCUGAAAACAGAAAAAUCUAAGCUGUUGUCUGAUAUAAGUGCUCGUCUAUGGUUUACAUACAGAAGGAAGUUUUCACCAAUUGGGGGAACGGGCCCUUCAUCAGAUGCUGGCUGGGGAUGUAUGCUACGCUGUGGACAGAUGAUGCUGGCUCAAGCCCUUAUCUGCAGACACUUGGGCAGGGACUGGCACUGGGAGAAACAAAAAGAACAACCCAAAGCAUACCAGCGGAUCCUGCAGUGCUUCUUAGACAGAAAAGACUGUUGCUACUCCAUCCAUCAAAUGGCACAAAUGGGUGUAGGAGAAGGGAAAUCAAUUGGUGAAUGGUUUGGACCAAAUACAGUUGCACAGGUGUUAAAAAAACUUGCUUUAUUUGAUGAAUGGAAUUCCUUGGCUGUUUAUGUUUCAAUGGAUAACACAGUGGUCAUUGAAGAUAUCAAAAAAAUGUGCUGCGUCCUUCCCGUGAGUGCUGCCACAGCUGGUGAGAGCCCUCCCGACUCUCUGAAUGCUUCGAACCAGAGUAAGGGCACCUCUGCCUGCUGCCUAGCCUGGAAACCCCUGCUGCUCAUUGUGCCCCUUCGCCUGGGCAUAAACCAAAUCAAUCCUGUCUAUGUUGACGCCUUCAAAGAGUGUUUUAAGAUGCCACAGUCUUUAGGGGCAUUAGGAGGAAAACCAAAUAACGCCUAUUAUUUCAUAGGAUUCUUAGGUGAUGAGCUCAUUUUCCUGGACCCUCACACAACCCAGAACUUUGUCGACACUGAAGAGAAUGGAACAGUUGAUGACCAGACUUUCCAUUGUCUGCAGUCCCCACAGCGAAUGAACAUUCUGAACUUGGAUCCUUCUGUAGCAUUGGGAUUUUUCUGCAAAGAAGAAAAAGACUUUGAUAGCUGGUGUAGCCUUGUUCAAAAGGAAAUUCUAAAGGAAAACUUAAGGAUGUUUGAAUUAGUUCAGAAACAUCCAUCUCACUGGCCUCCCUUUGUACCUCCAGCCAAGCCAGAGGUGACAACCACUGGGGCAGAAUUCAUUGACUCUACUGAACAGCUAGAGGAGUUUGACCUGGAGGAAGAGUUUGAGAUUCUGAGCAUAUAGAAUAAUAGCAACUCAACCUGGGGGUCUGUCUUCCAUCUGACACCAGAAGAACAUGAACUCGUUACAUAAAACUUUUCUAGUCAGCAAGUGCCUGAUAUGCCAACAGCAUACAAACUUAAUAGCAAUCAAUCGUGACUGAGCCAAUCACCGUUUUCAGAAAAAACCCAUAACAACCCUUCCCCAGAAAGAACUAGAACAAUCAUGGAAUCUAGGAGCAGAAAGCUUAGGAGCUGUCGCUUGCUUCCCAGCUUGACUUACAUGGCCACAGUGAGCGUGCCGCUACUGAAAUGAGGAGCUGGACAUCUGGAAGACAGACAGCAACUCCCCCCUUGCUUCCAGCACUGGCAGAUGACAGAUGGUUACCUGUGCUUCCUCACCCUUUCAGGCGUGACCUCUUUGGGGCUAAAUACUAAGAAGCAGUUUGUUCUCUUGCUCUAACAAUAAAGUGAUUACAUCAGGGAGCAAAAGUUCUUGUUAAAUUAUUUGAAUAUGUAUUUGAAUUAAUUGUAAUUUAUAUCAAAAACUUUGUCAAAGAAAUUAUGUCAAAUGUGUACUUGUUGAUCUCCUGACUCUUUUGGGGAACCUUCCCCUUUGGGGGUCACUGUCACCUUCUUUAUUGACACUUUUGUCGAAUGUCACCCUGCCCUUAAAACAAAUCAUGAUCACUUAAAUCGUGUGUUAAGCAAAGGUUUUCUGUAGAGAGCCGGACUGUAAACGUUUCAGGCUCUGCAGGCGAUGUGGCCUCUGUCACAGCUACUGAACUCUGCUGUUGGAAGUAAAAACGCAGCCACAGACAAUCUGAGCCUGCCUGUAAGCCAAUAAAACUUUAUUUACGAAAACAGGUGGAAGGCCGAAUUUAGCCUACAGGUUGUCGUUUGCCAAUUACUGGCUUAAAUUGUUGAUUUUUGUUUGGGAAAUUAAAAUUGUGUUUGAAUUAGAC
Messenger RNA from Hipposideros armiger (great roundleaf bat), 2287 nucleotides. It is a transcript of the gene ATG4A, whose product is annotated as autophagy related 4A cysteine peptidase. Gene Ontology annotation, cellular component: cytoplasm. The coding region runs from base 151 to 1347 and encodes 398 amino acids. The record is from RefSeq and is a predicted model, not a curated record. Gene Ontology annotation, molecular function: cysteine-type endopeptidase activity; protein-phosphatidylethanolamide deconjugating activity. Gene Ontology annotation, biological process: aggrephagy; autophagosome assembly; mitophagy. Lineage: Eukaryota; Metazoa; Chordata; Mammalia; Chiroptera; Hipposideridae. The transcript has 13 exons.